Molecule: messenger RNA, 6472 nt
Organism: Diorhabda carinulata
Lineage: Eukaryota; Metazoa; Arthropoda; Insecta; Coleoptera; Chrysomelidae
Gene: pins
Product: G-protein-signaling modulator 2
Exons: 9
Coding region: 363-2270 (635 amino acids)
Molecular function (GO): GTPase regulator activity; protein binding
Source: RefSeq, a predicted model, not a curated record
UGGUUUCUAGACCUGCAUAUAAAACCGUGCCUGAUUCAGAACAGAGUACAUCUGUUUGUAAUGGGUGUAAUAGAGCAAUUUAUUCAAACGGACUAACUCCAAUUUCACGCCCAUAACUGUCAUUUAGUGUCAACUUCAUAUUGUCAAUUUUUGUUUGUUUAAAGUAUUAAAAUAAAAAAUAAAUAACAUUUAAAUGUAAACAGCUGUGUUACUGCAACUAUAAUAUUUGCUAUUUACGUAAAAAUAAAUAGUACAAAUUCCAUUUUCACAAGUGUUUGAAAUUAUUUCAUAUAAAUAAAAAUUUGUUAGUAACAAUUUUUUAUUAUUCUUAGUAAGUGAAUCAUACUAUCAAUUUAAUAAAAAUGUCUAGUACUAGUGUUGAUAAUGUAUCGGGAGAAGCUCAGGAGUAUGAUGGAUCAGGUAAUAUGUGUCUGGAAUUGGCAUUAGAAGGUGAACGUUUAUGUAAAGCUGGCGAUUGUAAAGCAGGAGUGGCUUUUUUUCAAGCUGCCAUACAAGCCGGUACCGACGAUUUAAGAACUCUCAGUGCCAUUUACAGUCAAUUAGGAAAUGCAUACUUUUAUUUAGGAGACUAUGGAAAAGCCAUGCAAUAUCAUAAGCACGACUUGACUCUAGCAAGGACAAUGGGGGAUAAACUUGGAGAAGCAAAAUCUUCAGGUAAUUUAGGUAAUACUCUCAAAGUAAUGGGCAAAUUUGAUGAAGCAGUUGUUUGUUGUAAAAGACAUCUUGAGUUGUCUAGAGAAUUAGAAGACAAAUUAAGUGAAGGAAGGGCUCUUUAUAACUUGGGAAAUGUGUAUCAUGCCAAAGGAAAACACAUAGGGAGAGUUGGUAAUAAGGAUCCAGGAGAUUUUCCUGAAGAUGUGAAAAGUUGUUUACUUCAAGCUGUAACAUAUUACGAAGAGAAUUUAGCAUUAAUGCAAGACUUAGGGGAUGUUGCUGCUCAAGGUCGAGCAUGCGGGAAUUUAGGUAAUACUUUUUACCUUUUGGGAGAUUUUGCACAAGCUAUUCAUUACCACGAAGAACGAUUGUCAAUAGCCAGACAGUUUGGAGAUAAAGCCGCCGAAAGGAGAGCUCACAGCAAUCUAGGAAACUCUCACAUCUUCAUGGGUCAGUUUGAAGAAGCUGCUCAUCAUUACAAACGCACUCUUUCCCUGGCCCAAGAACUUUGUGAUCCAGCUAUUGAAGCACAAGCUUGUUAUAGUUUAGGAAACACUUACACUCUGCUUAGGAACUACGAUGCUGCCAUAGAAUAUCAUUUGAGGCAUCUUCUGAUUGCACAGAAUCUCUCAGAUAGAGUUGGGGAAGGAAGAGCUUGUUGGUCAUUGGGUAACGCGUACGCUUCAUUGGGUAAUCAUGAUAAAGCUUUGACUUUUGCCAAGAAACAUUUGGAAAUUAGCAAAGACUUGGGUGAUUCGAUGGGAGAAGCUACAGCCAAAAUGAAUAUAUCAGAUUUGAAAAAAAUUUUAGAUAUACCAGAAAGUCCGAGCGAUGAUACAGAGUCAACUAAAUCGGAUGCUUCGAAUAAUGUAGGUCAAUCGUAUGUUCAAAGGGUGAGACGUGAAAGCAUGGAACAGCUUAGUCUGAUUAAGUUAACUCCAGAUGGAAAACGACCGGGUUUGUCGUUGCCUCAAAAAACUACCAUGAAAGCCUCAGUGGGGGAAGAAGACGAUUCGUUCUUCGAACUGUUAUCCAGAUUCCAAUCGAAAAGAAUGGACGAUCAACGUUGUUCUCUAACUGUCGAUAACAAAGAAAACAGAAACACAAACAACAUUCCGUAUAACAACGAAACUCCUGAAGAUUUAAUUGAUAUGAUAGCCGGAAUGCAGAGCAAGAGAAUGGACGAACAGAGAGUAUCUUUACCUCAUUUACCUGGUUUGCAAUCGAAUUCUCGUCAAAUAUUGUCGGAUCCGCAUCGUUCUAACAGUGUAAACAGUGUUCCCGAUGACAAUUUCUUAGAUCAGUUAGUCCGUUGUCAAGAUUCUCGUUUGGAAGAUCAGAGAUCUCCGUUGCCUGUCGCCGCCGUUGACGCAGAAACUGAUCCCCCGCCGCCAACGAAUAGUAGUAAAAGCGGAGCCACCGUCCCCGAUGAAGAUUUCUUUUCGUUAAUUAUGAGAUUUCAAUCUGGUAGGAUGGACGACCAACGUGCUUCCGUACCAAGAAGAGAAACAAGAAUAGCAAAUGGUAGUGUACCUCAUCCUCCUGAUAAUUUAAACAACAAUUUAAGGAAUUCUUCGACCAAAAAGAAAAAGUAAUACAAUGUUCAAUGGAUUAUAGAUUUACAUUGUAGAUAGUUUUUAACUAAUUUGGAUUCAAAAAAAACAUCGUUUUGACUGAAUUUUAAAAAUUAUAUAACUGUAGGCAUUCCAGUUCAUAAGCGAUGAAUCAAAUACAAACUUUUUUUAAAUUUAGUGAGGAAGCUUGUUGUUGCUUGGCAUUUUUGAUUAAACUAAGAACACAAAAUUCCUAAAUCAAUUAUGAUAUAACAAUCCCCUCCUCAAUGAAUAAUAGAAGACAAAACCUAACCAGUCUUCCACUCCUUGAACAAUUUUUAAUAUUAUUUUUAUUUUGUUAUAUUUUUCCUGACAAAUGUGACAGUGACGUUAUCGAUUCCAUUUAAAAUCUUCUAAUUUGCAAUGAAAAUGGGAACUUUUUUGACCUGUUUAGGUCUUAUUGGGACUCUUCAGUACAAGUUAUUAAAAUUUUGUUUUAAAUUUACAAUUUGUACUGGAUAUCAUUUGAUCCUUAUUCCAUAAUAAAAACAGAAUUGUAAAACUGUCCUUUUUCAAGAUUUUCUCUAAUUGUAACACUUUUUUUAUCAAAUUAUAUCACUUGCAAACUAUUCACUGUCUGUACUUCUUCUUUUAUUGCAAUCACUUGUGGUCUUAUGUGUUUUUCUAUUAUUUUCAUACAUUUAUAACUUGUGAAUCAAUCUAUAUGUUUUUUUUUAUUUCCUUUGAAAAACCGUGACUGACAUUACCGUUUUUGUUAGUUUGCAAUGAAAAUAGGAAAUUUGUAGACCUUUUUAGGUCUUAAUAGGACUCUUCAGUACAAGUUAUAUAAUCUAUUGUUCAAAAUUUAUAAUCUAGACAGCAAAUCAUUUGGAUAUUAUUUAUUUUUAGGGUCUUUAUCCAAUAAUAAAAACGGAAAUGUGAAACUAUAUCCCUUUUUCAAUAUUUUCUCUAAUUGUAUCACUUUUUUAUCAAAUUAUGUCAUUUGAAAACUAUUCAUUGCUUGUACAUUUUUCUUUUGUUGCAGUCUGAAUCACCCUAUAUAUUUUUUUGUUAUUUCCCCUGAAAAACGUGACAUUAUUGAAUUUAUUAGUUGAUUAAUGAAAAUGGGAAAUUUGUAGACUUAUUUAAGUCUUAAUGGGACUCUUCAGCACAUUACAUUAUUCCAAAUAUUAUAUUUGAAUAAAUAAAAAACAUAAUUGUAAAUGACAUUUUAUGUGAAAUGUCACUUUUCCUAAUAUUUUAUUCAAUAGUUUGACAUCUUUUAUCAAAUUGCAUUAUUCUUAAAAUAUUUUUUGUCAAAUUGCAAACUAUUCUUUACUUUUACAUUUUUUUCUUUCUUUUCAUUGCAGCACAUAACCUAGUAAAAUAUUUAAAACUCCAAACUGGUGGUCUUCGAGUCAUUUUAUGAUUUCGUCUCAUUUCUUUUUAUCUUUAUAACUUCUUAAUCACCCUAUAUGUUUUUUCUGUUGUGUUAUAUUUACCUCGACAAACAUGACAGUGACAUUAUCGAUUACGAUAAUAUCUUUUAGUUGGAAAUGAAAAUGGGAAAUUUGUAGACCUGUUUAGGUCUUAAUAGGACUCUUCAGUACAAGUUAUAUGUUCUUUUAUUCAAAAUAUAUAAUUUAAACUGGAAACCACUUGGAUACUGUUUGAUUUUAAGAUCCUAACAUAAUUCCAAAUGCUUUUAUAUUUAAAUAAAUAUAAAAUAGAAUAGUAAGAGACAUUUUUUUAUCAAAUUGCGUAAUUCUUAAAAUAUUUUUGUCAAAUUUCAAACUAUUCUUUGUUUUUGCAUUUUUUUCUUUCCUUUCAUUGCAGCACGUGACCUAUUAAAAUAUUUAAAACUCCAAAAUGGUGGUUUUUGUCUUAUUUUAUUUUAAUUACUUCUGAAACACCCUAUAUGAUAGUUCUGUUCUAUUUCCCCUGAACAACGUAACAGUAACACUAUAGAUUCUGCAUUAUAUAAGUUGCAAUGAAAAUGAAAAAUUUUUUGACCUGUUUGUGUCUUAUCGGGGCUCUUCAGCACAAUUAUAAGUGAAAAUUUAUAAUCUGUACCGGAAACCGCUUUUUAAAUUUUUUUUUCUAAUAGUGUGACAUUUUUUAUCAAAUUAUGUCAUAUGUAUAAAGUCUUUUAGUUGACUCUACGUACGGUAUUUCUUUGUACAUCCUUUACCAUUUUCUUCAGUGCCCAUCUAAUUGAAUAUGUAUUUGUACCAAUGCUCAGUGGAUCAAAAUUCGAUUUCGUUUUCUACUAAAGUACAAUGUUCCUUUCAUUUUUUAACGCAAUAAGUUUUUAAUUUAUAGAAUCGAAGAUAUAUUUAAAUACGGUUAACGCAAAGUUGCCAAAUUUUUAAUCAUAGAAGAUAUAAAAUAUAAUAAUAUAUUAAUUUUAGUCCAAUUUAUUCUUCAUUUUUAUAUGUUUAAAGAUAAUAUUAUUUUUAAUACCUAUUUAGAAGUAAAGUUUCAGAAUUUCAAGGUAGGUGAAAUUGUUAAAAGCUCGAAUUUCCCACUAAAAUUAUCAUUUUUCGAAUACAGACCGUUUUUUUAUCCUAAAAAAUUGUCAUUACAUUCCAAAUGGGUGUUAAAAAUACCACAUUAUCUAUUUUUUCCAUGAAAACAUUAUUUAUAAGGUAAAUGUUGAAGUAGGUUCAUAAUUUUUAAGUAAAUAAAGCAUGACAAAUAUUAUAUUGUCCAAAAAUUGUAAUUAACUAUACAGGAUGUAAUGAAAAUAUAUUAAUUAUACUAUAUACGAGGGUGAAACAACAAGAUAAAAAAAUCAUUUUAUAUAUCAAUUCAAAUUGUAUAUAUUUUCUCAAACGUUUUUCAAUUUUUUUACCACUUUCCAAAUCAAGGUUAUCAAAAUAGGUAUUUGUUCAAGAAAUUUCACAAUUUGAAACAAGAACUAGUCACUCUGGUAUUAAUUUGGAGGAAAGGACGGCUUAAUUCAUGGAUUUUUGUCAACUAGUCAUUCUUGCGUGUUUUCUAUUAAAUCAUCAUAAGUUAUAGAUCUUUUUAUGUCUCAUCGGGACUCUUCAGUACAAGUUAUAUGUCAAAAUUUAUAAUCUAGACCGGAAACCACUUAAUUUUUUUUUUUCUAACAGUGUGUAAUUUUUUCUGUGAAAUAGUCUUCUUUCUCUCAACAUAGAACAGUAUAAAGACUUUUCAAUUGACUGUAGAAAAGAAAAUUAUGGUUCUAAUUGGUUUGAAAACUUUCUUACAAUCUGGAGAAGUUGUAGGAAACCUAAAAAGAAAUGGGAUUUUUUUUUUCACAAAAAAUGUUUUCCCCUUAGAAGUACACCAGCGAGGUAGCCAUAUACCAGAGGAGUCGUUGUUCAUUCUAUUGAUAGUAGCACUGAAAGUCUUUAACUGAUUGUCUGUCAGAAUUAAAUGUACACUUUCAACGUUUUCGUUAGUUUUUGAAGGUCUUUCUGAGCGAAAAUGUGCCAAUAAAAAACUCCAUUUUCCUUGUUUCACUUUUACAAAAAUUAUACUUGCAGAUUCACCAACGUUAAAACACGAAAAAUGAUUGCUCGAAGUAGCUUAUAAGUUGUACGGAGUCAAAAUACACAUCCAGGAAGUCUAGCACAACGUAAUAGAAAAAAAUGUUGCAAAGUCUCAAUGUUUUUCUUGUACAAGCACUUGAUGAUCAGUUUUUUUAUUGUUAAAUAUGAAACUUUCUCGAUUUUAAGAUUUUCUUUUUAGAUAUCUUUCUUAUCAUCCCUGAUGUGUAAAUUGUUUUGUUAUUGUCACUUUGGCCUCCCUCGUACACUUUUUCUUGUAUUUUUGACUUUCACAUUUUUGUCGAUUAUUAUACUUGGUAUUAUUUUUUUCUAUCUCUGAUGUAUUUUUCUGUUUCAACCUAAUUGAAAUAUAUUUUUUCUUCUGUUUAAUUUGUGAUAUCCUCCACAUUUCAUCAAUUUAUCAUUUAGGUUUGAUUUUAGAGUCAGUCUUCUUGAAUUUUAAAAUCCUCAUAGAUCGAAAAUAAAUAUUAUCGAUUCUUAACCUCAAAUUUGAACAAUAAUAUUUUCACAACACACUGUAUAUACCAUUUGUUGGACAAUGUUAUUAUUUAGUAUUAACAGAAUAUUAAUAUUUUAAAAGACCACUAUAUUUUACAGAGAAUAUAUAAUAUAAAAUUUUAUAAAUUAUUUAUAAUUGUAAAUGGUAUUGUUGAUGUUAGUGCCAAAAUCUUAUACCUUCUGAAAAUAAAUUAAAUAAACAAUUUU